Messenger RNA from Scutellospora calospora, 229 nucleotides. NCBI's taxonomy places the organism in Eukaryota, Fungi, Glomeromycota, Glomeromycetes, Diversisporales, Gigasporaceae. The record is from the annotation of a GenBank genome assembly.
AUUGCUAGCGGUGCUACUAUUCAGCAUCGUAAUGGAUGCAGUGCAGUUUUAAGUCGAAAAACAACUACACUAGGAAAAGCAAUACCAAAUGAAUAUAGUAAUAGUAUUUAUAUCUUCAAUACAGAAACUUAUUCUUGGAUUUCAUCAUUUGAUAUGUCUAAUACAACAAGUCAAGGUACUCCAACUAAUCAUGAUGAAACUCCAACAAAUCAAGAUAAUUUUUCAACUG